AUGCAGUUGAACAUGGGAGAAGGGAAGUCAUCGGUAAUUGUGCCAAUUGUUGCAGCAUCCAUUGCCAAUGAGUCUUGCCUUGUCCGAGUACUUGUCGCAAAGCCGCAGUCCCGGCAGAUGUUUCACAUGCUGGUCUCCAAACUUGGGGGAGUUAUGGAUCGACGCAUCUACCACAUGCCAGUGUCUCGCGGUCUUAAACUCGAAAAUGCUGAAGCAGAGGCUCUUGAACGUAUGUGCGUUGAGUGUAUGGAACAAGGGGGGGUUCUUCUUGUUCAGCCAGAACACAUACUUUCGUUGAAGCUAAAGUGCAUUGAGUCGUUCAUUAUGAAGAAGAAGGACGUUGGAUGCUCUCUCCUUCGCGUUUUGAGGUUUUUCGAAAAGUACUCCCGUGACAUUGUGGAUGAAGGUGAUGAAAACUUCAGCGUCAAUUUUGAGCUGGUGUAUACUGUGGGUGUGCAACGGUCAAUCGAGCUUAGCCCUCACCGUUGGAUCCUGGUCCAACGGGUCUUGGACAUCUUGCGAAGAGAGGGUCCUAAGCUCCGACAAGAGUUCCCACAUUCAAUUGAAGUUGAGGAGCACCAAGUUGGCCGUAUUCCUAGGAUUCGGUUGCUUCGUGUGGAUGCUGAAAAGGCACUUUUUGAACGCAUCGCAGAACACAUUUGUGAAAUUGGCAUUGAUACACUGCAGAUUUUCAGACAGCCUAAACAAAUGCGACAGGUUAUCAAACGAUACAUCUUACAGCCAGACUUGACGCAAGAAGAUAUUGCUGUUGUUGAGGACAAUGGUCCGGCCGGAUUCUGGACCAAGAAUUCUGCAGGCCCUCUUCUGCUUUUACGUGGUCUACUUGCUGGAGGUGUUCUGGGGUUCUGUCUUGGUCAAAAGCGCUGGCGCGUCAACUACGGGCCUGAUCCUAACAGAAAUCCACCGACGAGCCUCUGUGUCCCCUACCGAGGCAAAGACAAUCCUUCCCUCCGUUCUGAAUUCAGUCAUCCCGAUGUAAUUAUCAUCUUGACGUCUCUGCGUUACUACUACGCUGGGUUUAAUGAACCAGAUCUCUUCUUGGCACUCAGUCAUCUUGUCAGAUCGGAUCAGGCUGAUAUGGAAUAUGAGGAGUGGGUGACUGAUGCACCUUUACUUUCUUCGGCAUACCGCCAACUAGUGGAUGUCAACCUUGAGGAUCGGCAUUAG
Molecule: messenger RNA, 1188 nt
Organism: Penicillium nucicola
Lineage: Eukaryota; Fungi; Ascomycota; Eurotiomycetes; Eurotiales; Aspergillaceae
Product: DUF3638 and DUF3645 domain-containing protein
Exons: 1
Coding region: 1-1188 (395 amino acids)
Source: RefSeq, a predicted model, not a curated record